UGUUUUUAUUUUUAAAGGAUGAUGAGAUUCAAGCACAUUCCCAAACUAUCAACCAACUAAAGGAACAACUAGCUGAACAAGAAGAGGCUUUGAAAGCAGCCCGCCAGGAUAAUGAAAAGGUCCAAUCCCAAGUAACAUCAAUUCAGAAGGAGAGCGAGACAUCCAAGACAGAGGUUAAGGAAGUUUUGCAGGCACUUGAGGAACUAGCUGUCAACUAUGAUCAAAAGCUACAAGAAGUUGAAGAAAAGAAUAAAGAGAAUGAAAGAUURAAUGAAGAAGUUACCUUGAAACAUACCMAGCUAACUAAAGCCUCCAAAGAACUAGAAGAGACUCGUGAAUCAUCAGCCAUCCUGAGGAAACGCUUGGCCGAGAUGAUGAACAAUCUCAUGACAGAUCUAGGAGAAGUUGGUACUGCUGCUGGAGGUAAUGCUUCAGAACUCAAGAAACCAAACAUCAGCUGCAGUGGGAAACUUGAUGAUGACUUUACUGUAGCAAGAAUCUAUGUGAGCAAGAUMAAAUCUGAAGUCAAGUCUCUUGCAAGU
This is a messenger RNA of Actinia tenebrosa (Australian red waratah sea anemone), 542 nucleotides long. RefSeq names its product kinesin heavy chain. Gene Ontology annotation, biological process: microtubule-based movement. Gene Ontology annotation, molecular function: microtubule binding; microtubule motor activity; ATP binding. NCBI's taxonomy places the organism in Eukaryota, Metazoa, Cnidaria, Anthozoa, Actiniaria, Actiniidae. The record is from RefSeq and is a predicted model, not a curated record.